AUGGAAAAAUCACAAAAUAUAUCAGAUAUUGAACAAACAAAAUUAUUUUCUAUUAUUCAACAACGUUCACUUGAACGUGAAAUUGAUCUUGUUCGUCAAGAACUUGAAAUUACAGAGAAAAAAACUAUUCAAUUUGAACAAACAUUUGAUAAUUCGGAUGAAGGAAUUAAAUUUCAUAUGGAAAAUCUUAAAUUAAAAUGUGAUGUAUUACAUAAACAUAUUCUAACAUGUAGUCAACGAUUAGAUGAUAUUAAUAAACAAAAUCUUAUGAAAUUAACAAAUGAAAAUCAAAUAUUAAAAAUUAGAACUCAACAUGAAGAAUCAAAUAAUGAUAAUAAAAAUAUUGAAGUUGAAUUUGAAUUAUUACGUUUACGUGAACGUUAUAAUGAAUUAAUUGAACAUACAAAUACACUUAAACCUGAAUUAAAUAAUGCACAAAAACAAUUACAUGAACAAGAAAAAAUUGAGCCAAAUUUAAAUGUUGAUUUGGAAAAAGAACGACGACGUGCAGAUGAAUUUGAAAAUGAUUAUAAAUCUUUAAAAAUAAAAUAUGAUGAUGUAUGUGAACGUAUUCGUAUAGCUACACAUCAAUUAGAACAUGUACAAAUUGUACUUGAAGAAACAUCACGUCGUUGUGAACAAUUGGAAAAAGAAAAGUCCGAAAUUAAUGCUCAAUCUGAAUAUCUUUCACAAAAUGUUCUUAAUGUAACAUCAAAAUAUAAAGAUAAAUUAAAUAUAAUUAAAGUUCGUUUAGAACAAGCAGAACGUGAAAGACGUGAAGUACAACUUCGUAAUGAAAAAUUUCAAAAUGAUAGACAACCGUUUGAUGUAAAAAAUGAUGGAAUUCGAGAAAGUGUUAUAGUAACAAAAACAUUUGAUAUUAAAAUUAUUCCAUCAGAUCAUUCAUUAUCGGAUGAAUAUGAAAAUCGAUAUUUAUAUGAAUUACAACAAGAACGAAAGGAAUUAAUGAGAAAGAUGCAAAAUGAAAAUGAACAAAUGCAACAAAAAUUAUCUGAAUCAAUGCAUCGUUCAACAAUUGAUUCAUUAGUACAAGAAAAUCCAACUAAUUAUACAUAUUCAAAUUCUCAAAUACAAACAAAUGUUUUAAGAUGUGCACAUUGUUUUGCACCUAAAUCAAAUGAUUUAUAUACACGAUUUUGUACGGAAUGUGGUCUACCUUGGCAAAAACUAACUCAUAAUCCACCGGAUAAUUAUUCAACAAGAAUUCUAUGUCUUCAUUGUAAAUCAACAAAUCCAAUACAUUUACGAACAUGUUAUAUUUGUGAAAAUGUAUUAACACCAACAUCGACAUCACCAAAAAAACGAACUUCAAUUUCAAUUCCAACAAUAUCAAAACAAACUAAUACAAUGAUGAUAACAUGUUCAAAAUGUUUUCGUUUAAAUAAUCCUAAUGCUCGUUUUUGUGAUUGGUGUAGUGCAUAUCCUGAUCAUGCAUCUACAUCAAUACAAUGUACAAAAUGUCAUACUAAUAAUGAUUCAUUUGCAAAAUUUUGUUCAACAUGUGGAUGUGUUAUUGAACCACCAUUACGUAUUAUUGAUACACGUCUUUAA
This is a messenger RNA of Rotaria sp. Silwood1, 1572 nucleotides long. Lineage: Eukaryota; Metazoa; Rotifera; Eurotatoria; Philodinida; Philodinidae. The record is from the annotation of a GenBank genome assembly.